AAUUAUGGGAUAAGAAGCAAGGUGAGAACUCAGCCCUGGAGCAGAGGCUGAAGCACUAUCAAAACUUGAAAGUUCUCACCUUUUGUGGGUGGAGUCAAAGGAGGGGCCAACCCUAGACAGGAACAUAAAAAGACCCCAAGAGCUCAGUCCUGACAUCUUUUGCUGCCAGACCCCAAGGGUAAAGGCUGGAGGAAUAUCUGAGAAGGAAGGAAUCAGAAGCCUAGGAGCAUGGAUGCAAGAGACUUAAUUGAAAACCUCAAGGCAGAUCUGACUUGCUCUAUCUGCCUGGGCUACUUCACUGAUCCAGUGAUUGUCAAAUGUGGCCAUAACUUUUGCAGAGUCUGUCUUCUCAGGUGCAGAGAAGAAGCAGAUGCAGCAUUCAAGUGCCCAGAAUGCAGAGGAGUCAUUGAAGACAGAGAUGUGGUGCCUAAUAGGAAGUUGGAGAAUCUGUCUAUGACUGGCAAAAGGCUCAGACCUCAUCUGCUUCAGAGCAUCACUCUGGCCCUCUGUGAUCAGCAUGGGGAAAAAGAGAAGUUCUUCUGUGAAGAGGACCAGAGGCUCCUCUGUGCUUCCUGUGUAUUAUCCCCAGGGCACAAGGAUCACACAGUGCUUGCCCUGGAAAUGGCUGUUGACAAGUGCAAGGACAAGAUCAAGCACACCCUGAAUACCUUACAACAAAAAGAAGAGGAAUAUAAUGUUGCAUUGGACAGAGUGAGCAGUAGAAAAGAAAUCUGCAAAGAGGAUAUAUACUCUUUGAAAGAAUCCAUUAUUUCAGAAUACAAGAAAGUACAUGAUUUCUUAUGGGAGGAAGAAAAGCUCUAUCUACAAAGAUUAGACCAGCAAUACACAGACAACAUGGCAGAACUGGAGCUCAACGAGGCCAAACUGAAAAAACAAUUUCAAAAUCUACAAAGAAUGAAAUUUGAAGUAGAGGAGAAUUUGGAAAAGGAGCCCUUGGAAAUGCUUCAAGAUAUGAAAGACACUUUGGAAAGGAAUGAGGAGGCACUACUUCAAGAACCAGAGGUUAUUUCCUUUACCUGGGACACCAGCCCCAUCACUGGCUUGACAGAGAUGCUCAUGAGUUUCCAGAGUGAUAUAAGUCUUGAUCCUGAAUCAGCCAAUCCACAUCUCAUCCUGUCUGAAGAUCUGAAGAGUGUCAAGUAUGGAGAUGUCCCACAGGACCUUCCUGACAACAAGGAAAGAUUUGAUGAUGCUCUUGCUGUAUUGGGGGCCCAGACCUUCACUUCAGGCAAACACUAUUGGGAAGUGUCCCUAGGAGAUAAGACAGAGUGGGAAGUGGGGGUCUGUAAAGAUUCAAUCAGGAGAAAAGGGAAACUCUCCUCAUCAUCUGAAGAUGUAUGGAUCCUAGUAAGCUUCAGAUCUGGAAAUGAUUGCUUCCUCUGGAAUUCUCGAGAUGGCUUUCUUCUGAGCCGGCCUAUAAAGAAAGUGGGCAUUUUUCUGGAUUAUGAAAAAAGACAUAUCGUAUUUUAUGAUGUCAUAGAUGGAUCUGUAAUUUUUAGGUUCUCAGACAUGGCCUUUGAAGGGCCCCUUCGCCCUUACUUCUCUCCUUGCUGUCCUUAUGCAGAAAAUACUCCAGGGUCAACUAUGUUAAUUAAUAUGUGA
Molecule: messenger RNA, 1623 nt
Organism: Monodelphis domestica (gray short-tailed opossum)
Lineage: Eukaryota; Metazoa; Chordata; Mammalia; Didelphimorphia; Didelphidae
Source: RefSeq, a predicted model, not a curated record